Molecule: messenger RNA, 489 nt
Organism: Sporothrix schenckii 1099-18
Lineage: Eukaryota; Fungi; Ascomycota; Sordariomycetes; Ophiostomatales; Ophiostomataceae
Exons: 2
Coding region: 1-489 (162 amino acids)
Source: RefSeq, a predicted model, not a curated record
AUGGGCAAUGGCGGACAACAAUGGGCAAUGGCGGACAACAAUGGGGCGGACCCAUCCAGUUUUUGGUCUCCCGAGGGCCUUUCUUGCAUCCAUGGCAAUCGUAGCCACAGCGACCUCACGUUAACCCACAUUCAAGAACGCGUAUGCUGCACCAUUGUGCUACGCUUCGCCUCACCUAACAAAGUAGUUCAUUCACGUCUCCGCGCACUCGAGCACCGCCCCGGAACAGAAGUGUAUUUGCGGAGCGCGGUGGUCCAACGCACCACAGGUCCCUUCGCAGUCGCUGAAUAUCCUCCAAAGCUUCCUCUGAAGCAGCCCGUCGAAAACCCCGGUGUUUUCAGUUUCCCGAACGUCUCUCCUUUUCCUUUCGUGACCGCCCACCUCGCCUGGUAUCGAAGGACACGGUAUGUCAUAGAAGACCCGCCAUGGCCUGGCCCAGUCGCAGCCGGGCCUUGUCAGUACCGUGCCUUGCACAGUCCCGCUAAGUGA